UCUUCCCUUGUUUCCAUGCCAUCAGGAGCAACUGCCUAUCUUAGCCGCUGUGAUUGGAUACAGUUGUGUGGCUGGGGCUUAUGCAGCGCCGCCCUCUGCCGCGGCGUGUCGCUGUUGCGUGUCGACGUGACGUUUGGCGUUAAGACCGGACGCUCUUUGGCUCCAUGCUGCGACCGGAUGUGCAGCCGAGGUAUCAGUGCAAGGAUGGCAGCGAUGUUUACGUGUUGUCUUGGCUGCUGCGGAGAUGGCGGCUCGGGCCACAUUGCUCUGAAAGAAAUGCCCACGGUUCAGUUAGAUACUCACCACAUGGGCACAGAUGUUGUCAUUGUAAAGAGUGGUCGGAGGAUAUGUGGCACUGGAGGCUGUCUGGCCAAUGCUCCUUUGCACCAGAACAAAAGUUACUUUGAGUUCAAGAUCCAGUCCACUGGUGUGUGGGGAGUUGGUGUGGCCACGCAGAAGGUGAAUCUUAAUCAAGUGCCUUUGGGCAGAGACACAAACAGCCUUGUCCUGAGGCAUGAUGGCUCUGUGUACCACAAUAAUGAAGAGAAGAAUCGCCUGCCUGCAAACAGCCUUCCCCAGGAAGGUGACAUUAUUGGCAUCACAUACGACCACGUGGAGCUGAAUUUAUAUCUGAAUGGAAAGAACAUGCAUUGUCCUGCCUCUGGGAUCCGAGGCACUGUGUACCCAAUUGUUUAUGUGGACGACAGCGCCAUCUUAGACUGCCAGUUUAGUGACUUCUAUCACACACCGCCACAAGGAUUUGAGAAGAUCCUCUUCGAACAACAAAUCUUCUGAAGGAGCACUUCAGCCUCGACCCCACUUUACCUCCUCUGUAUCUCAUAGCAACCUCCGUGGCACUACAGUUUGACCUUAAUUGAAUGUUAUCGCUUUAUGUGGCUUUUUUUUUUUGUUUCCCUUGAUUACACUAGUCUCUACUGCUGCUCUGGAUUUAUGUUUGAGUAUCCUUGAAGAAGUGCAGGAUUUCUGAUAAUUGGUCAGCUGUGAUUGGCUGUUUGAGUCUAUGCUGAUGUGAAAAUUCUUCAAUCAAAUCAUUAGCCUGUGUCAACCCUAAUCACACUGUGUAUGAACUGAAACACGUUCAGCUGCUGCUUACAUCCACUGUGUGUCUGUAGAUGCCAGAAUCAGAAGCCAUGUUGGAUUGACGUUGCUUUAUAGUCAUGUUUCCCCCUAAAUACCAAACUGACAUCUCAGCAUGCGCUCUGUAUUUAUAUUUAUUUAUUUGAAUCACAGAUCAAAGUGAUAUGUUUCAUUAGUUUGACAGAUGAUGUAAAUAUUUUGAACAUCAAGAGUUUGUGACCUUGUUGAGGUAUAGCUGCCAGUACUGACUCAUCAAAUAUGUCCCAUUUACAUGUUUGCUGCCUUCUUUAUGUAAAAAUACAAUUCAAAGUAGAGACACUGCAGCAUUAUUUCAAUUUGAGUUGCCCCAAAAGGCAUGGGUUUAAAAUCCUAACUGCAUUUUGAAACAGCGCACAUUCCAGUGUCUUGAGGUUGACUUUUCUCUGAGGUAUGCUGAGGUGACGGUGCUAAUCAAAUCUAUGAACAGCCCUUUACUGUCUCCCCCACACUGGCCUCAUCCUGAAAUGUUUUUAAUGGAGUAUUUGUUCUAAAUAUCAAAAUAUUCCCUGAGUCCGGUGCUGGCCGUCUCUAAGUAAAGAUAUGUGGUUUAAAAAUGUCAAUCUGUCGUGUUGUAUUGGCAUUGCAUAUUCUUUGCUGAAGUGUGACGGUUGUAUAUUUCAAAUGCUUGUCUUUGUUUGCACUAUUGAUGCUAUAUUGUACAAGCAAAUCCAAAUAUUGUUGAUUCAAUAAACUUUUGUGUCUGGAAGCAA
Hippoglossus stenolepis (Pacific halibut) is the source of this 1847-nucleotide messenger RNA. RefSeq names its product SPRY domain-containing protein 7. Bases 16 to 795 code for a protein of 259 amino acids. Gene Ontology annotation, molecular function: protein binding. The record is from RefSeq and is a predicted model, not a curated record. NCBI's taxonomy places the organism in Eukaryota, Metazoa, Chordata, Actinopteri, Pleuronectiformes, Pleuronectidae. The transcript has 5 exons.